Spathaspora passalidarum NRRL Y-27907 is the source of this 1838-nucleotide messenger RNA. It is a transcript of the gene DIP5, whose product is annotated as Dip5p. The record is from RefSeq and is a predicted model, not a curated record. The coding region runs from base 46 to 1767 and encodes 573 amino acids. Gene Ontology annotation, molecular function: amino acid transmembrane transporter activity. NCBI's taxonomy places the organism in Eukaryota, Fungi, Ascomycota, Pichiomycetes, Serinales, Debaryomycetaceae. Gene Ontology annotation, biological process: amino acid transmembrane transport. Gene Ontology annotation, cellular component: membrane. The transcript has a single exon.
UUUUUAACUAAUUCCCGAUUACUGCAAAAAAAAAGCACAAUCAAAAUGGAUAUUGAAAAAGACGGUAUUCAAUUAGAACAAACACUUAGUAGACACACAGUGGAUUAUGAUCUUUAUGUUGAAAAGUCCAACCCUUCUGGUAUUCAAUUAAGUGAUGGUCAUCAGUUAAGACAAGCAUUAGACUCUCGUCAUGUUACUAUGAUUGCUAUUGGUGGGGCAUUGGGUACUGGUUUAUUGAUUGGUACUGGUUCAGCAUUGAAGGCUGCAGGGCCUGGUGCUAUUUUAGUGGCAUACUCUACCAUUGGAUUCUGUGUGUUUAUGGUUAUGAGUGGUUUAGGUGAAGUUGCAACGUUUGUUCCAUUGAAUGGUUUUGCUAAUUAUUGUCAACGUUAUGUGGAUGAUGCUCUUGGGUUUGCCUGUGGUUAUGUUUAUUUAUUCAAAUAUUUGGUUCUUCCAGCCAAUCAAUUGGUUGCUGGGUCAUUAACAGUACAAUAUUGGGUUAGCAGGGACAAGCUAAAUCCGGGGGUAUGGAUUACAAUUUUCUUGGUAAUUAUUUUAGCCGUUAAUUUAUUGGGGGUUAGGUUCUUUGGUGAAAUUGAAUUUUGGUUAUCCACAUUAAAAGUUUUGACUUGUCUUGGGUUGAUUUUGUUAUUAUGGAUUAUCGCUUUAGGUGGUGGUCCAACACAUGAUAGAAUUGGGUUCAGAUACUGGAAAGAUCCAGGUGCGUUCUUAAAGUACGCUGAUUCUUCCAAGGGUUUAGUGAUUGAAGGAUCAAAGGGUAGAUUCGUUGCUUUUGUUUCAGUGUUAGUCACAGCCGUGUUUGCCUAUUUAGGUACUGAAUUGGUUGGUAUUACCUUUAGUGAAACCAGAAACCCAAGAAGAUCUAUUCCAAGAGCUAUUAAGUUGACUUUCUACCGUAUUCUUGUGUUCUACAUCUUGUCCAUUUUCUGGCUUGGUAUGUGUGUUUCUCCAAAAGAUCCAUUAUUAUUGAGUGCUUCAGGUAACACUGCAUCUGCAUCUCCUUUCGUCAUUGCCAUCAAGAAUGCCAAGAUUGGUGGAUUAGAUCAUGUCAUUAACGCUUGUAUCUUACUUUUUGUUCUUUCUGCUGCUAAUUCCGAUAUGUAUGUCUGUUCAAGAACUGUUUACUCCUUGGCUGUCGCUGGUUACGCUCCAAAGUUCUUUACCAAGACAAACAAAUUGGGUGUUCCAUACUAUGGUAUCUUGUUAAGUUUCCUUUUCACAUUAUUAGCCUAUAUGACAGUUUCUGAAGGAUCUGCCGAAGUCUUCACUUAUUUCGUCAACGUUGUUUCCUUGACUGGUUUGAUUGCUUGGUCCUGUAUUCUUGUUAUUCACAUAAGAUUUAUGCAAGCUUGUAAAGCUCAAGGUAUUGACAGAAACAAGGACUUAGCAUACAAGUCACCACUUCAACCAUAUGGAUCGUACGUCGCCUUAGCCAUCUGUGUUUUGGUUAUCUUCAUUAAGAACUUCACUGUGUUCUUGGGUAAGCCAUUCACUUACAAGAACUUCAUCACUGGUUAUAUUGUCUUGCCUGUUUUCUUAAUCAUGUACUUUGGAUAUAAGUUCUGGUACAAGACAAGCAUCAUUAAACUUCAUGAAGUUGAUUUGGAAACCUACAGAGAUGUUGUUGAUGCUGAGUUCGAAAAAUACGAAGCUGAAGAAGCUGAGAAAAAGGCUAUUAGAGAAGCCGAAGGUAAAAGAUUCGACAAGGAAUGGUUCUAUGACAAAUGUAUUGGCUGGAUCUUCUAAGACAUAUAUCCAUGCCUUAUUUAUACUUAAUCUAACUAUUUAUAUUUUGUAAAAUUAAUUGAUACUUGUUG